Alosa alosa (allis shad) is the source of this 1722-nucleotide messenger RNA. RefSeq lists its product as uncharacterized. Gene Ontology annotation, biological process: proteolysis. Bases 107 to 1108 code for a protein of 333 amino acids. The record is from RefSeq and is a predicted model, not a curated record. The transcript has 6 exons. Gene Ontology annotation, molecular function: serine-type endopeptidase activity. Lineage: Eukaryota; Metazoa; Chordata; Actinopteri; Clupeiformes; Clupeidae.
CACACGCGACAGGAUAGACCACGUGCACACACACAAACACAAGCUCGAUGUUAGAGACCGGCGUCUAUCUGUUGCCGUGAGCGUGCUGAUUCCUUGCACUCUCACCAUGGCACCGCUGAGGAGCUGCGUUCUGCUUGUGAUUACUGCAGCUGUGUAUGUGACAGAAACCCAGGCUCAGACGGCAAGCGAGUGUGGAAUAGCCCCGCUCAACACUCGCAUCGUGGGGGGUUUGGACACCCUCGCGGGCAGCUGGCCCUGGCAGGCCAGUCUUCACCUGAAUGGGAGACACAUCUGUGGCGGGACCCUCCUCAAUAGCCAGUGGGUCAUGACCGCAGCCCACUGCAUACGCAGCCUUACUCUAGCCAACUGGAGGGUUUACCUGGGCCGGCAGGUGCAGUCCGGGAGCAACCCCAACGAGCAGAGCCUCUCCAUUAUUCGCAUCGUCACUCACCCGCAGUACAACAACACGCUCUUCAACAACGACGUGGCUCUUAUGCAACUCAGCACCAGCGUCACCUUCACCAACUACAUCCGCCCCAUCUGCCUGGCCAACAGCAGCAGCACCUUCCACAACGCCACCUCCUGCUGGGCCACCGGAUGGGGCAACAUCGGCAAGGACGUGUCCCUGCCUGCGCCUCAGACGUUGCAGGAGGUGGAGGUGCCGGUGGUGGGGAACAGACAGUGCACCUGCCAGUACGGACCUGAAUCAAAUGGAAUCAUCACAUCGCAGAUGAUCUGUGCCGGCUCCUCAGGCAGGGGAGUUUGUCAGGGAGAUUCUGGGGGACCCCUGCAGUGUAAACAGGGGUCUCAGUGGAUCCAAGCCGGCCUGUCCAGUUUCGGGGUUCCCUGUGCCACCGCACAGUUCCCAGAAGUCUUCGCCCGUGUCUCUAUGUUCCAGCAGUGGAUCACGGAUACCGUGGCGGGGACGAGCGUGGGCUUUGUGAACUUCAGGUCGUCAGGGAAGGACGGCGACAGCAGUUUUGUGUGCAGCAGCACGUCCACGUUGCCAGGGAGCUCCUCCGCUGCUCUCCGCCGCGCCCCUGCGGCCGUCCUGCUGCUUCUCAUGUCUGGACUCUGGCUCAUCGAGAGCGGCUCAUUAGACAGCUGAAGGCAGUGAGGCCUUCCGUUUCGGACACUGACUCCAACUCCCAGCAUCCUGUCUGUUUCUGCUAUCUCACUCACUGACUUUAACUCCCAGCAUCCUGUCUGUUUCUGCUAUCUCACUCACUGACUUUAACUCCCAGCAUCCUGUCUGUUUCUGCUAUCUCACUCACUGACUUUAACUCCUGGCAUCCUGUCUGUUUCUGCUAUCUCACUCACUGACUCCAAGUCCCAGGAUCCUCUCUGUUUCUGCUCUGUAUCACUCACUGACAUAGACUCCCAGCAUCCUGAGAAUAAUACAGAUGAAAGGUUCCACACGAAAAGUGGAAAGUUCUAUGAAGGGUCAUUUUAAUCACACACAUGGUCACACACACAGACAAUCUCUCUCUCUCUCUCUCUCUCUCUCUCUCUCUCUUCUCUCUCUCUCUUCCUCUCCCUCUUUCUCACAAUGUUGAAUAAAGCAAAACGGUGUGGACGGACCCUAUUUAAGUGGGUUCUUAGUAGUUCUAAGGGUUCUAAGAGACUGUGGAGGCAGUGUGAGACACUGCCUGGUUGUUGCAAUUAUUUCAGUCUGUUUUGUAGCUCUGUGAUAAAUCAUUAUCAUUAAAAUAUUCCUGUAUG